AUGCACCGUCUGUGCGAUUUGGUCUUCAGUAACUUCACCAUGACGGCAGUGGUGAACGACUCCUUCAAGGCCUUCUCUGGCGCCCCUCAGGGCAGCGGCUACGCUGCCGGCUUCACCUACAAAUGGCAGGCCCUCAGCGACACCUGCGGUGGCGUUAUGAUCAAGUCGCCGACAUUAAUGAGCACGCAGAUGGUGCUAGAAGACGUCGGCACCUCCACGUUGAAGCUGUGCGUGUCAGAUGGUGAGAUCGCCCGUGAGACCAUCCUGUCGCUCAGUGCCUCAGCAAGCACACCCCAGCUGAUCAGGCAGCCAUCUACUUCCACCAUCCAGGUUCCUGCUGGGACGGUGGACUUUGCCAUUUCCGUGGAGGGUUCUAGCUUGCCGCCGCCGUCGUACCAGUGGCAACAGUUGGUCAACGUAACCGUCAACCGGACGUCAGACGUGGGCAACCUCACGACGCGUGGUGUUGAUUACCAUUCCAGCUAUUUGGCCACUCCGCAAAAAGACUCACUCAUCUUCCAGGAAGAGUCGCUGGGCAUGCGCACAGCGAUGUUUGCGUCAAGAGGCUUGAUGAUGGCACGAGAGGAGGUUGAAGUUGAGGCACGUAGCGCACCUGCUCAGACCAUCUUUUCUGUGUUCACUUACGGAGAAAAACAGGAGUUCCGCUCGAUUCCGGGGGCCACCUACGGCACGUUACUUGUCAACGGCACGGAAGAGUGGGACGGGUCCGUCAUCCGGUGUCUGGUCUACACCACCGGAGGCGGCACGUUCACCAACAACUUCACCGUUGUGAUCAGUGAAGCCAUUCCUUCCUCCACUGGAGGAGACUCAGAUGCGGCGCUUAUCGGAGGCAUUGUCGGAGGCGUGGGAGGAGGCCUGCUCUUGUGCCUCUUGCUGCUUCUGGUUAUCGCCGUCGUGUUGAUGGCCACUCGGCGGCGGAGAGCAACAGCCUAUCGCAAGCUCAAGCAGCCAGACUAUGAAGAGGUGGCGUUCGGCGAUGUCAAGGGCGAUGUCACCCUGCCCAAGAAGCAGGCCGAGGGCUACCGGCAACUGGAACAGCUGCUGGCCAAUCCCGACCACCGGCUUGCGCUUGCCAUCUGCGAGGUCGCCAGCAUCGGCGAACGAGAUGCGAUGUACCGGGCGCUGCUGCGAGUGCUGGCAGGCCAGUUCCAGGCCUACAACCUCAUCGCGCGCACCAUCAAACUCGAGGUGGCAUCGGCCGACGAGGAGGGCACGCUGUUCCGGUCCAACAGCGCGGCGGCCAAGCUCUUCACCCUCUACAUGCGCAUGAUUGGGCUCAAAUAUCUGUUUCACGUGCUUGUGCUGUCGGUCCGCUCGCUUCACGACAACGCUGUCGACACCAACGCCGCCAGUCGAAACAAUCAAGGGGCACCAUCAGCGUCAUCAUCAAGUUCCCGCAUCUUUGGGCACACGUAUCGAAUCGAUCGGGAUGACGCUGACGGCGAAGAGAGCAGUGCCGUGUCGAUGGACAUCCUGGGCGCGUCAUCAAUGGAGCUCGACCCUCAGAAACUGGACGAGGCGUCGGACCUGGACAUCAACACGCUCGAGCUCUGGCUCACCGCUCAGAAGAUGUUCAAACUCAUCAUGCAGAGCGAGAAGAUCCUGCCGCAGGAGCUGCGCCUGCUCAUCCGCCGCAUUCACGAUGACGUGGCGGAGAAGUUCAGCGACGAGGCCGUGUUCAGGGCCAUGGGCGGUUCUUCUUCCUUCGCCUCAUCUGUCCGGCACUUCUUGCGCCCCAGCUGCACGGCCUUCUCGACGAGCCACCUCACCCCGUACCUUCAACUUCCUGCGCGACAGAUGGCGCAGCGGCAGCUGAUUCUGGUGACCAAGGUGCUCCAGAACCUGGCCAACGACACCCUGCCCGGCGCCAAGGAGGCAUACAUGGAGCGGCUCAACGCGUUCAUCGUGUCCAAUAAGCCCGCCCUCGGUCGCUUCUACGAUCAGAUCGUAGACCACCCCGACCACGGCAAGCUCACUGACCUCACUGUGCCGGCACGAGUGCGCAACGACGCACUCAUCAAGCUGCGGGCGUUUUUGGAGGCCAACCUGGCCGGCGUGGAGGCCCGCCUUCGCGACCAGGGCGAUGACGACGAGGGUGAUGAUGUGGUGCAAGAGCUGCGCGACAUUCUGGACAAGGAACCGGUGUCGCCGAUUGAGCGAGUAUGA
Acanthamoeba castellanii str. Neff is the source of this 2187-nucleotide messenger RNA. Its product is annotated as GTPase-activator protein for Ras family GTPase. The coding region runs from base 1 to 2187 and encodes 728 amino acids. The record is from RefSeq and is a predicted model, not a curated record. NCBI's taxonomy places the organism in Eukaryota, Discosea, Longamoebia, Acanthamoebidae. Gene Ontology annotation, biological process: regulation of GTPase activity. The transcript has 14 exons.